Molecule: messenger RNA, 4671 nt
Organism: Pseudopipra pipra
Lineage: Eukaryota; Metazoa; Chordata; Aves; Passeriformes; Pipridae
Gene: EDC3
Product: enhancer of mRNA decapping 3
Exons: 7
Coding region: 126-1646 (506 amino acids)
Biological process (GO): deadenylation-independent decapping of nuclear-transcribed mRNA; P-body assembly
Cellular component (GO): P-body
Molecular function (GO): mRNA binding
Source: RefSeq, a predicted model, not a curated record
CCGCCGGCGGCCGGAGCGCCGCGCGAGCGGGGCGGUGCCGGAAGUGGCGUCAGGCCGAGCGUCGCCGAGGCGGAGGGGCCGCUGUGAGGCGGGAGCGGCGACGGAGGCAGCUGUGUGCCAGAAAUAUGGCUACAGACUGGCUUGGGAGCAUUGUGUCAAUUAACUGUGGAGAAAGCUUGGGAGUCUACCAAGGAAGAGUGUCGGCUGUGGAUCAGGUCAGCCAGACCAUUUCCCUGACACGGCCCUUCCAUAACGGGGUCAAAUGCCUCGUGCCAGAAGUCACCUUCAGGGCAGGUGACAUUACUGAGCUGAAGAUUCUGGAGAUCCCAGGGCCAGGGGACAGCAGAAAAUGUGGGGAUCUGCAGCAGAUGGAAACAGGCAUCCCUGGGGUUGGGUGCCAGGUGGGGCCCAGUCAGAACGGCACUGGGAAAGUGUUAAAGAAGCCCAUCUCCAGCAGUGCUCCACAGAAUAUCCCAAGGAGAACAGACAUGAAGAAUCAGGAUAUUAUCAUCUCUCCACAGCAGCAGUGCUCCAAGAGCUACAUGGAUCGACACCUGGAAGCGCUGACUCAAUCCAAAAGCUUCCGUCGCAGGCACAAUUCCUGGUCAUCCAGCAGCCGUCAUCCGAACCAAGUGACUCCGAAGAAGAGCGGCCUGAAGAACGGGCAGAUGAAGAGCAAGGACGACGAGUGCUUUGGGGACGACAUCGACGAAAUCCCAGACACUGAUUUUGAUUUCGAAGGGAACCUGGCCCUUUUUGACAAGGCAGCUGUGUUUGAAGAGAUUGAAACUUAUGAGAGGAGGAGUGGCACCCGUUCCCGGGGGACCCCCAGCGAGAAACCAGCUCGCUAUCGGCACGACGAGAACAUCUUGGAAUCGGAGCCCAUAGUCUACAGAAGGAUUGUGGUACCUCAGAACGCUAACAAAGAAUUCUGCACGGACUCCGGGCUGGUGGUUCCAAGUGUGUCCUAUGAGCUCCACAAAAAGCUGCUCUCGGUGGCAGAGAAGCACGGGCUGACUCUGGAGCGGAGGCUGGAGAUGACGGGAGUGUGUGCCAGCCAGAUGGCCCUAAGUCUCCUCGGGGGACCCAACAGGCUGAACCCCAAGAACGUGCACCAGCGGCCCACGGUAGCGCUGCUGUGCGGCCCCCACGUGAAGGGGGCUCAGGGGAUCAGCUGCGGGCGGCACCUCUCCAACCACGACGUCCACGUCAUCCUUUUCCUCCCCAACUUUGUCAAGAUGCUGGAAUCCAUCACCAACGAGCUGAACCUUUUCAGCAAGACACAAGGCCAGCAGGUGUCCAGCGUCAAAGACCUCCCAGAUACCCCCGUUGACCUAGUGAUCAACUGCCUGGAUUGUCACGAAAAUGCCUUUUUGAGAGAUCAGCCUUGGUACAAAGCAGUUGUGGACUGGGCCAACCAAAACCGGGCCCCCGUCCUCAGCAUAGACCCCCCGAUCAGCGAGAUGGAGCUGGGCAUCGACGCCAAGUGGUCGCUGGCCCUGGGCCUGCCCCUGCCCCUGGGCGAGCGCGCGGGCCGCGUGUACCUCUGUGACAUUGGCAUUCCCCAGAAGGUCUUUCAGGAAGUGGGAAUAAACUACCACUCGCCCUUCGGCUGCAAAUUCGUCAUCCCCCUGCACUCCACUUAGAGCCCGUCCCGGCUCAGAAGGGAGAGAAGACGGGAGGAGGAGCUCUGUCACAUAAGCUGUCCGGUGGGUCCUGGCUGGUAAACUCAUGACGCCUUAAGGAUGUGAAAGUUCUGGAGAGCUUGCCUUCCAGAAGAAACGUUGUGUAUUUAAAAAAAACAAAAAAUAGAAUAAUCAUAAAAUGAACCAAAAAAAAAAAAAAAAAAAAAAAAAAAGAAGCGAAUGUUCCUGCAAAGCUGUUUUCAUUCUCUUGUGCCAUGGGAUGAAGGAACGUGCAGGAAGAUGGUGUCUGUCCCCGGCAAAGGUGGCCGUUGUGGCCCAGGCCCGGCUGGGAGGUGGUACACAUAAGGGUAGUUUGGAGCUUUGAGAGGUGUUUCUGGUCCUUCUGGUUGGAUAUUCCCAGCAAGGACAUCCUGGUGGGAACAGUACCCCUUGAUUGUGUAGAAAUCCCUUCUUUUGAGGGAGAAUCUGUUUUGGUUCCGGUAUUCUUUUUGACUCCCCCUCCCAUUUUGUGUUCUGGAAGGCAGCUGUAGCUUUCUCUCCCUCCCUCUCCAGGCCCUCAUGGAGAGCAUUCCCUCUUCAGAAAGCUUGUGUCAGGAGCCAGAGGCUCUCAGGUCACACAUGCUCUGGGAACACUGAUGUCCUCAGCUAGGCCUUACUGCUUAUAUACUGUUGGCUUUUCUUUGUUCACUUUGUGGGUGAAGCUCAGGCCUGUGGGCUUGAGGUGUGUUAUGGAAAAGAACUUUUCCAGGAUACUUGUGGGGUUUGGAUUUGUUUCUUUUAUUCUUUCUUCUUUUCUGGCACAGUGAGUGGCUGAACCAGGGAAAGGAGAGUGAAGCAGAGCAGUGUUGCUCUGGGUCUGUUGCACGGUGUAUGGUGCAGGUGAAGUUUUGGGUAAGUUCCUACUGUGCUUCCAGUGUCCCUUUUACAUUUGGUAGGGCUUGGGAAGUAGCUCAUGGAUCCGUUCAUUCCCUUUGGAAUCAAAGGUUUCAUGUAGGGUGGGCUUGUGGGUGUGUCUGUGCUGGGAGCCAGCCUGAGGAAGGACUUGGGUCCUGUUUGCUGGCAGGAGAUGGUGUGGUGAGAACUGCUGCGGUCCUGGAGGGGUAUGGCAGGGGGUUCUAGGCUGAAUUUCCAUAGGGAAUCUGUUUUAGUGGUGCACUGUCUUCCCGUGCACUGUUGGGAAGCACUGGGUUAUUAUUCCCUGUGUUCAUUUUGCUGGCCCACUGGAGCCUUGGUGCAGUGCCUGGAGCAGGGAUGAGCUGAGGAACCAUUAGCUAGCUGGCUUUGGGAAUCAGCUUAGGAGUCUGUAGUACUGGCAUCUAGUGUGCCCUCUGAGGGCUUUGUGCCUGGCAGCUGAGCCAGGGAAGCGCUGGAGAUGCAGAAGGUGCUGUAAGGCCAAACUGUUCCUUUGGAGGAAUCGGGCUGAUGCCGUGAGUGUGGGCAGUGCUUGAAGCUCUGCUGCUCUUCUCAUACCUUAUGUGUCCCCAGGGCUCCUGCAAGCACCUAAACCUUGCACAGGCCCUGCUCUGGCAUCUGGGAGAGCUUCAGAGCUUCCAAUGGUGCCUUUGUCCAGGGUAGCCAGAUUCCUGUGGAGGCUGAAGCACAGGAACAUGUGGGUCCAGUGCCUGGACCACACCAAACCUAUGGACUCAAUGUGCUCUGAUCUGAGUUAGUCAGACACUCCUCUUUCUCUUUCCUCUGCUUAGAAUAAAGGCAAGGGGUAUCAAAGGAGGAAGGAAGAGCCUUCCCUAGUGGGAAAGCAGCAGUUAAUGAAUGAAUAUAGCCUGGAAGGACCCAGGAGACUGAGUGCUGGACUCACCCUGCAGCCCCCGAGGUCUCUCCCCCUGCACCUCACCAUAUCUACCUCAGCAGGACCGAGGGCUCUGUCCUUGCUGGCUGGAGCCCUGGUUCCCCUCAGCUGCUUUGGGAGGGGCUCAGUGACUCGGCAGUGCUGGGAUAGAGGGUGGCCCUGCCCUCGAGCUGUUCCUCUCCUGUGGACAGGGCAAAGCAUCAUUUGUGGCAUUUACCAAGCUGUGGUUCUUUCUGACUGGGACAGGACAGCAGUGUGGUGGUUAUUUAUGACACAAACACAAGGUUUCCUUCUGCCUUUCUUGGUUUUUCAGCUGUUUCCACUUCCUCAGAUCUUAUAUUUGGAAGCAACAGUGGGUUAAAAAGGUUGUUGCUGUAGUCAGUGUUAGCUUUAGUCUCCUUAUUUUCACUCUCUUUGCUCAAGACACUCAAUAAGAGACUUGCUGGUCCAAUUUCUUCUUUCUGUAGGUUUUUCUUGCCCUUUCUGGGCAAACUCUUUCUGGGUUUGGCUGUUGUACUGUAGCUUGUACCCACGGAGCAGUAACAGGCCCCUGGCUGAAGUUACCUGCCUGGAAGGCACUGAGCAGGUAAAAUGCAGGGAUUGAGUUCUGGGAAGCACUGAGGCCCUGCGUGUUGCCAGUCUUGCAAUGGUUCCCCACGUUUAAACAAAAAAUAAAAUGAAGUAAAGUGAACAGUGUUGCACAACAGGAGGGUACAGACCCUCAUGUAAGGAAAGGGAUUCCCAGUCCUGACCAGUGCAGUGUUUAGGGCACAGUAGGCAGCUCUGGGCUGUGUUAAUGUCACAGCGUGCUCACUUUCUGGUAGAUUUGGGUAUUUGGCUGUACUUCCCCUCAGAUUCAGAUGUUUCUUGAGGAAGUACUGGCUUCCCACACCUGAAACACAUGUGAGAUGUGAGCUCUUCUGGAGCACUCAAAGACCCAGAAAGUGGUCUAGGUCCCUUCUUCUCCCCUGUCUCCUACCUUGUCGGUUAAUUCAAAGAAUGGAACACUUUUUUUUAUCUGUGUUUGGGAUAGUUUCUAUUCCCAACCUGACCCACCAUCAUAGGAACUGCCCCAGAGUACUGCUCUGGUCACGGACACAUGAAGAUCACUGCGCUGUGGCACUGCUUGAUAUUCCAUUUGUGACCUAAUGUUUGUAAUGACCAAUUCCUGCCACUAUGGGGGAUUCCCUGAAAUAAAGUGCAACUAUUCAUGUGUGC